Penicillium mononematosum is the source of this 558-nucleotide messenger RNA. RefSeq lists its product as uncharacterized. NCBI's taxonomy places the organism in Eukaryota, Fungi, Ascomycota, Eurotiomycetes, Eurotiales, Aspergillaceae. The transcript has 2 exons. The record is from RefSeq and is a predicted model, not a curated record. The coding region runs from base 1 to 558 and encodes 185 amino acids.
AUGGAGUCACCCACCGAGUCAUCCAUCAAGUCACCCACCAAGUCGCCUGUCAGGUCCCCUAUCAAAUCCCCCAUCGAAUCCCCCAUAGGGUCACCUAUGGAGUCACCUACCGAGUCACCCACCGAGUCACCCACCGAGUCCCCUAUCAAAUCUUCCAUCGAAUCUCCUGUGGAGUCUCCCACAAAAUCCCCCAUUGCGUCACCCAUCGAGUCUCCCGCUCAAAGCGUCUCUGUGCCACAAUUCACCGUUCCCCCGGGAUGGACCACGAAUCCUCCGGGUAGUUUUUUCCAAAAAGAAUGGGAGGGAGUUGACUCGGCAGGUCAAGAAAUGGCUCGAGACCAUGGUCUUGGUCCCGGACGACCGAUAAUGGAGGAUAAAGAUGCCUACUACACAAUUUUCCAGUCCGGCGAAAAGUUUUAUCUCUGGUAUCAGAUGUAUCAUGGCGUGGACGAAAUCGCCUCUCGGGAUAUACAUGAAAUCGCUCAUGCUCUGGCUCAAGGAGGACUUAAGCACCUACAGACCGGUCCUGCCACUCAAGUUCCCGAUUCUGGUCUUUGA